AUGUCAGUUCAUCAUGGUUUAGACCUUGAAGCGGUUACCAUGGCCGAUUAUACGAGACGAAUUGAGUCCCUUGGUGGAACGUUCAAAGGAGAAGUUCGAUGGACUACAAAUAUUAAGUUAAACGAUUGGAAAACUCAUUUCUUAGAGAUUACAAAGACUGGUUCUUUAGUUCAUUCAAUAGAUAAGAAACAGAUGACAUUAUCUCAAGGUAGUAAGUUAUCAUCAUUGAGUCUAGAUGACAUAAGCGAAGGUAUGCAAGAGAAAAAUAAACAUCCUGUAUUAAGGAACUUAUCUGGUUGUAAGUUACGUAUAUUGAAAAAUAUAAAUGGAAGAACAAAAGCAUUGAAAAAUAUUAUUAAAGUAUCAGAACAUUCUAAUACAACAAAUAAUUCUAGUGCAAUUUAUUUGAAUGUAUCAUCAGAGAGUAAACUAUUGGAUCUAUUUUGUAGUUUAACUUGGUGGAGUGCUUUGAAACCUAAGGGGAUUUUUGAUAAGGUUACUUUAAUGAAAAAACAAAAAGAUAUAAAUAAUAAAAAUGCAAAAACUGUGUUAUUUUCUAAUUCUGAUGUCAAUGUGUUUGGGCCUAUCCUUAAAAAUGUUUCUUUGGAGACAAAUAAAAUUAAAACACCUGAAAUGUUUGUACAUUAUGACUCUCAGGAUGAUUGUUCAUAUUCGUGGUUUCAUGCGGCCAUUAAAUUGUAUUCAGAUGGUGAAGUUGAAGUUUUUGAUUCAACAAUUAAACAUUCUCUAUUUUCAAUUAAUAUAAAAAAUCUGAUUAGAUCUGAGAUUAGAUUAUUGGAUUUUUCAUUAUUUCAAGAUGAAAAUUUAUUAUUUUUAGGAAUUUUACCACAGUUGAGAAAACAAUUAAAUCUAUUUGAUAAUAGUGAAGGAACAACUUUUUUCAAUUUAGCAGAUGGUAAACCUUUGGAUAAUCUUAUCUUUGAUUUUAAAAAUAGUAGGACUCAGAGAGAUGAUUGGCUUGUUGCUUUAAAAUCGUUUGCAAUGUUAGAGAUUCUAAGUUUAAAUGGUUCAGAUAGAUCUAAUAAACUGACUGUAUCAAAUAAAUUCAAAUUAACAAUCUUAGAAGCAGAUUUUCAAACUUUAGAUUUUACAGCUGAUGACAAAGAUGUUUAUCUCCAUGCUGAGAUAUGGGUGUGGGGUAGAAUGUGGGCAAGAACCUCAUCUAUUAAAAAUGAAAAUGCUCCAUUUUGGAGAGACGAAUUUUCAUUCGAUGAACUUGUUAGCAUUGACCAAUUGGAGAUACGAUUAGUUCAAGAGAUAACCGAAAAGAAGAGUGUAAAACCUUUAAGGUAUGACGUUUUGGGUACGUUCAGGUUACGUCAAGAAGAUAUAAUAAACGAUGAAUAUCAAAAAGAAAGUAGGGUUUUGGUUUUUGCUGAGGAUCAUAAACAUUUCCAAGUAGCUACAUUAUGCUUUAAGAUUGAGCAUAAAUUAGAUUUUGUUUUGCCUUCUGUUAAUUUUACUAAAUUCCAAACUGUUUUGUCAUCGGUACCUUUAAAUGAGGUGACACGGUUAUUAUAUGAUAAUAUUAAUGAGUUAACUCGCGGUAGUAAAUUGGAUACCCUCUCUAUCAUGACUUUAGAAUUUUUUCAAUCUAUUGGAAAAGAAGAAGUUUGGUUUCAAACGUUAAUGGAAAGAGAGUUGUCUGAUAUUGAUGGGGCUGUACUUAGAAAUUUGAAUAAUAACCAUUCUUCAGGUCAUAUAUUUAGUACAUUAUUUAGAGGUAAUUCAAUCCUUACCAAAUCCACUGAAUUGUAUUUUUUUAAAGUUGGGUAUGAAUAUAUCAACUUAGUCAUGAAACCAAUAUUAAAUGAAAUUAUUGAAACUAAUGAAUCCUGUGAGAUUGAUCCUGCAAAGAUAGCUUUACCAAAUGAUGAAAAAAAAAUAGUUCUUGAGGCUAAUUAUAAACGAUUAAUUGGAUGGGUAUCAAAACUAUGGAAAACUUUAUAUAAGACAAGUAAAGAUUUACCAUUGGAGAUUCGAUCUCAUUUAAAGAAUUUUAGAAGAGAAUUAGAGAAAUUUUGUCUUAAGGAUAACGAAGAGGCAACCUUAAAUUGUAUAUCUGGUUUCUUAUUUUUAAGAUUUUUCUGCCCCGUUAUAUUAAAUCCUAAAUUAUUCAAUAUUACAUUUGAUCAUUUGAAUGAUACCAAUAGACGUUCAUUAACAUUAAUUUGUAAGAUUUUAUUAAAUUUAUCGACUUUAAAGAAAUUUGGUGAAAAGGAACCAUUUAUGGUAAAAGUUAAUGAUUUUAUUGACGAAAACGGUGAAGAUCUGAAGGAUUAUAUUGAUAAAGUUACUCAAAAGAAAAUCGAUUUUACAUCAACGAUAUGGAACCUUGCCGAAACUACUAAGAGUAAGUUAAAGGAUAUUGCUGUCAAUCAAGAAGAGUUAAAAGAAUUACCAGUGAAUCCAUUCAUGGUGGAUAAAGGGUUAAGAGAGACACAAUUUAUUAAAAUAUUGAAUACGUUGAAUAAAACCAUUAACACGAAUCAAUUAGAAACAUCUCAUGAUAAUGAGAAAACUCAAAAUUCACAAAAGGAUAUAAAGAAUUCGAAUUCUGUAGCUAUUGGUGAAUUAGAAUUUGAGAAAUUAACAGAAAAUAAUGCAGAAAUAUUUGGGGAUGAAUUUAUGCAAUAUUUAGAAGUCGAUAAGGAUGAGAAUGAUGAUCGAGAUGAAACUGUUGUUACUAGUGAUACGGUUAGUCACGGUGACUCUAAGAAUGAUAUUAACCCUUCAUCUUCAUCAAGUAGUAAGAAUAAUAAUAUGAUGGCUCAGUUACUUCAAGAGACAUCUUUAUUGUGUUUCAAAGUAGAGCGUAUUAUUCGAACAAUGUCUGAUUAUGAGUAUCCGUUAGAUGAUAUGUAUAACAAUUCGGUAUACGCUACGAAAUUGGCUAAAAGUAUCUUUUACACGAAUAGAAGGAAAAUUGUAAUAGACCUGACAAAUGUGUUACUUCAACCUAAUAAAGAGUAUACACCGAUGUUUGCCGGUUCCAGCAAAGGAACUAAAUGUAGUUCCCAUCUCUUUUAUUUACUUCUCAAAGAUUCUAAAUUCUCAUCAGAUGAAGAAGACGAAGGUGGAGAUGAAGAAGAUGAAGAAAUUGGAAUUAAUGGUAGUGAUUUCUAUAUGGGGAAUACUAAUACAUCCUCCACAAGGACAUUAAGUAAGUUUGCUAAUCUAAUUAAAGGUGGAUCAUUUAAUGAAAAUAAAGAAGAUUCCGAACGAACCAGUCCUAGUAAACUCACUAGAUGGUUUAAAAAGAAAUGA
Maudiozyma barnettii is the source of this 3288-nucleotide messenger RNA. RefSeq names its product GTPase-activating protein BUD2 (gene BUD2). The record is from RefSeq and is a predicted model, not a curated record. The coding region runs from base 1 to 3288 and encodes 1095 amino acids. Gene Ontology annotation, biological process: regulation of GTPase activity. The transcript has a single exon. Lineage: Eukaryota; Fungi; Ascomycota; Saccharomycetes; Saccharomycetales; Saccharomycetaceae.